Molecule: messenger RNA, 693 nt
Organism: Entamoeba invadens IP1
Lineage: Eukaryota; Evosea; Mastigamoebida; Endamoebidae
Exons: 1
Coding region: 1-693 (230 amino acids)
Biological process (GO): phosphatidic acid biosynthetic process
Cellular component (GO): endoplasmic reticulum membrane
Molecular function (GO): ATP-dependent diacylglycerol kinase activity
Source: RefSeq, a predicted model, not a curated record
AUGGAGUCUACGUUUACAGCAUACCUUACUCAGAAUUGUGUAUUACUUCUACUUAUUCUUUUUAUCAUGCUCUUCAAGUUAUUUUUAAUUUCAGACCCAAUGGUGACACGCAAGAUGAUUCAUUUAUUAACUGGUCCAAUAUACUUACUAACACUUCCCUUCUAUCCACUCGAUUCUAUUCUUUGUCGAAUUCUCUCAUCUUCCCUUCCAUUCACCGUAUCUCUUCUUCUGUUAUUUUCAUAUACCUUUCCCACAUUACAAUUAUCCAAAAUAAUGACUGGGUUAAUGUCACGAGGGGGGAGUCCACACGAGUUAAUUCAAGGGCCUUUCUUUUAUUCAUUUUUAGUGGCACUUUGGUCCUUACUCUUUUGGGAUUCUCCACACGCCGUUUUCCCAAUUCUUAUAUUAGCUAUUGGAGAUGGGAUGGCCGCCAUAAUCGGCUAUUAUUCCACUAACACUUUACCUGCUCCGUUCGGAAGAAAAACUCGUGAAGGAACUCUUGCUUUCCUCUUGUGUAGUUUCCUCUGUGAAUUACUAUUCUCUUACUAUUUCUAUAGUAAAUUCUUCUUCCUUAAUUCUUCAAUUCUGGCUGUCGUCGGGUGUGUUAUGGAAUAUAUCUCACCACCAAUCUACGACAACUUGGCUGUGCUCUUCUCUUCGACGGCCAUCACCUAUGCCUUAAAUUGGUCGUAA